AAUAUUGUUUUUGUGUGUGUAUGUGCGUGUAGACGAGCCAAGCUGGAGCGAGAAGGAGGGAGGGAGUCUCUGACAACACGUGGAGCGCGCUGUCAGCAGCCGGCACCGGCCCUAUCUGCAGUAAAUCGCCUCGAGAGAUCCUGGAUCUCUUCGGGCCCCAGCUGAGUCAUCGCCAGAAGCUCGAGCUGGCGGCCAUGAAACAAGUAUGGUUCUUCACUGUGGACAAGGUCGGCAAACCCCGGGGCGGCAACAACAACGACAGCUACGACGACGAAAACAACAACUACAUCCCUGUCCGCAAGGAACAGCUCAACUACCGCUAUGAGGUGCAGAAGAUGAUCGGCGAGGGAGGCCAGGGCCUGGUGCUGCAGUGCCGCGACCACAAAACCAAAACGCUCGUGGCCGUCAAGAUGCUGUCGCUGCCCUUGUGCUCCUCGACAGCGGCCCGCCAGAGGACGGAGCUGGAGGUGGCCAAGGAGCUGCAGGGCAGGGCCAGCGAUGAGCGCUACGGAGUCAUCCGGGUCCUGGACACGUUCGAAUUCCGCUGCCACAAUUGCCUCGUCGUCGAGCUCUUGAAGAAGAGCCUCUACGAUGUCAUGAGCAAAGGGAGCAUCGGGCGAAUCUACGUGAGGCGGUUGAGGGAGUACACCAGGGCCAUCCUCAACUUCCUGUUGUACGCCAAGGGGCGGGGCAUCAUCCACGGGGACAUCAAGCCGGAUAACAUUCUGCUCACCGCGGCCGGCAAAGUCAGGGUCACCGACUUCGGGUGCAGCUCCUACCUGAAGCAUAAAACCCAAAACGUGUGCGGGACGUUGCCCUACAUGGCCCCCGAGCUGCUGCUGGGCUACUAUGUCACCUGCACUGUGGACAUGUGGGCCCUGGGCUGCACCGUGGCCGAGAUGGCCACCGGCAAGGAACUCUUUGAUUCACGGACCUUCACACAACACCUGCCCUACUGCAUCGAGAUCCUGGGCAUGCCCCCGAAAAAGAUGGUGGACGAAGCACCUAACAAGACAACUUACUUUGACCCUGAGGGCCUCCCCUACAACCUGUCCAAGCAGGAGCCACCGGGAAGCCUCCCUCUGCACCGCGCGCUGCAGGGCCACCACCCUCAGCUGGUGGACUUCGUCAGCCGUUGCCUGCAGUACGAACCACACUCACCCCUCGCUCACCCCCACUCAUCCCCACACCACUCACCCCCACUCACUUACAUCCACUCACCACCCCAUACCUGUCAACACCUUAUCACUGCCCUACCUUACUACAGACACAACAUUAUUGGUCACCCCGUGACCCUUAUAAAUCUCAACGUUCAUCCUGCAAAAUCCCAUCACAAGGGACAAACAAACAAAUAGACACGAAUUAUUGUUGUUACCCAGAAUGGAAAGGGCUGCACUCCGUACGGACCUGAAAACACAAUUUCCCUGCACAAGAAUAUCUAAUAAACCGUACGGGUUGACAGCUCU
Messenger RNA from Petromyzon marinus (sea lamprey), 1466 nucleotides. Lineage: Eukaryota; Metazoa; Chordata; Hyperoartia; Petromyzontiformes; Petromyzontidae. The record is from RefSeq and is a predicted model, not a curated record.